Messenger RNA from Hippoglossus stenolepis (Pacific halibut), 3518 nucleotides. Its product is annotated as dickkopf-related protein 3. Gene Ontology annotation, cellular component: extracellular region. The record is from RefSeq and is a predicted model, not a curated record. Gene Ontology annotation, biological process: negative regulation of canonical Wnt signaling pathway; multicellular organism development. The coding region runs from base 2688 to 3272 and encodes 194 amino acids. Gene Ontology annotation, molecular function: co-receptor binding; receptor antagonist activity. The transcript has 4 exons. Lineage: Eukaryota; Metazoa; Chordata; Actinopteri; Pleuronectiformes; Pleuronectidae.
GAAGGAAAGAGAAUUUCAUCUGUAAGAGAUUUGAUUGAGCGUUUUUGUUUGAGUAAUACAUAUAAAGGCCAUGUUGCAAAAUGUGUUAAAUCUCAUGAAUGAUGAUCGGUCUCAUAAAUCUUCAUGACUCAAAGUAUUUUUUUUUGGCAUUCAAAUAUUUCGUCAUUUUUUAUUAACCUAACUUCCUGUUUUUUGCUUUUUAUUGCACAACGCUUUGACCAACUCCUUGUUUUCAAUGUGUUUCAUUAAUAAAACUUCUCAGAGUUCUGGGUUUUUUAACAACUGUGAUUCUCUGUUUUUACUUCGGAGGCCGGCAGGAAAAAACUCUGGAGAAUGUUGGGUUCUUACGGUUCUUCAGGUUUACAACUAAAAAAAGUCAAAAUGAGUAGAAGAGAUACAGAAGCUAAGUUAGAGGGACACAAAUGCAUUAGAAAUUAAUUUUUUGGGGCUUUAAAUCGUGAAUAUAAAGCCUGUAGUAGAAAAUCGUAAACGCAGCCUCAGAUCAAAACCAGUUCUGUGUGAGAGAUCCAUGGAUCUUAGACUUUUCAAAGUAUGUAUAUAUCGGUUGGACGUUGUAUUUUAAAAGUUGAACACAUUCCCAACGGACUCACAAAAAAUCCACAAUACACACGAAUCAGAAUAAAUUAAUGUCCGCAGAUGCUCGGUCGCAUAAUUGCGAUGCAACGUGCGUUUACAUAUUGCUAAUUGAGCCGGUUGCUGCUAUUGUGCUACUAAUUGACCGCCAAUUACGUCAUUAGUCUGUGUUAGCCUGUUUUGAUAAGGACUUAACUACCUGGAGCUGAGAUAGGUGCAGAGCCUCCAAUAUCUCCGUAACCGAUCUGGGCUGUCUGCCGCUGACAACAUGUAAAUUACCCACAAUUAACCCCGGCAUCUCCGUCUGAAUGCAAAUGAAACAGUGAAUGCUAACGUUUAAGCUUUUCUGACGGUCGGAGUCGAGACAGAAGUUGGUCGCACACGGUGCAGUUCGGCUGCUGCGGUCAACACUUUGCCAAAGUGAUGCAGAUCUCAGUCCAGAGCUUCAAUCCCAGGAAAAGGGAACUUCUGGGAUUGUGACUGGGAACUAAAUCCAGACGUCAAUUACAUUUGUUUUCAAAAAAACUAAUCAGUUGUAUAGAAACACAUUUUCUAGAAGACAGCCAUGUUUCCAUGCUGCAUAAACAUCACUGCUGUGCCACAAGGACGGUUUUACUCAACCUCUGUUUACUGCUGAUUAAACCAAGUUACACUCAUCUCCCACUGACACCUCCCACACCAGGACUCGUAUUUAUUAAAGAAUCUCAGAGUAGGAAAAACUAUAUCGACGUUUCUGCUCUGAGGCUCGAGAAUAGAAGCAUUUUAACUCUCUCUUAACUGAAGAAGAGACACAGUCUUGUUUAGGAGUGAGUGGAACGGGCUGAGGACGUUUACUGACGCAGUUAAAUGUGUAAAAUUAUUGUCCCUACGAUAUCUGUCAAGAAUAAAAUCCUGUAAAAUCUCCUCUCAUAGGAUCAGUAAUGUGCGUGUUGCACUUUAGUGUCUGAUAAACCUUCAAACUCUAACUAACCAGCUGUCCUGAGUCGUUUUUAAAUAUCAAAGAUGAGCAAUUUAACAGAUGAAAUUCAGGCAGGAAAAAGGCUUUAAACAUAAAGAAAGAAAAUCCUUCACACACAGAUUAGAAAUGACAGUUUAGCUCCAGAUACAAGUUGAACUUGUUUCUGAAGCUAAACUGUCAUUUCACUUUUUCUUUGUCAGAUUUUUUUCGCUCGAGGCAGAAUGUGGAAUUUGAAAACGUGACAGAUUUAUUACACCCUUUAUUUUAGUGGUUGUGAGUUGAGGUUGAUGUCUGGUCUGAUUUAUUUAGUAGAGAGAUUCUGGAAAAUCAUGCAAAAACAAAAUCUUGUUUCCCUGGAGCAACUCGUCUCCCCUCCGCUCCCCCCCGCCCCCCCUCCCCCUGAGAACUAAUGGCUGAUGGUAAUCACAUUUAAUGAGAUCAUGGGGUCGUCUACUGGGUGCACUUCUGCAAAUUGUUCUCAGCAGGGGGUCUGGAGUGGGAUAGGGUCGGGGCCAGCGGGGCAGUGGAGGUCGGGGCCAGGAGUGUUUGCUCAGUGUUUGGGGGCCCGGGCUCCACAGUGGCUUUACCUGUCACUCAGGGAGCAGCGAACCAUGUCAUGCAUUUGCCAGCUUUUGUCCUCCUCAUUUGUUUGUCUGGCGUAGAUAACCACACGGAGGUGGCGCUUGUCUCGGCUCCAUUGUGUGGAGGCUGUUGUCAGGCCAUCACGUCCGUCCAUCCCCUCCCGGGCCCAGCUCCCCUCGCUCCCUUUCUCCCCGCUCCGCGACUGGUCAUUUCGCCACUGUCCUCUGGCUGCGGGGGGUAACCUGGGCAAUUUAGUUAAUCCAUUAACAACUAAUUGUCUCCUCCUACCCUGGUGCUUGGACAAACAAGCCUGGUGGGGGGGCUGUGAGGGGACCAAUAAAAGUCGAGCUGGAGCAGGAGGCAGCACAACCGCUGCACGGACCCCUUCACUCUCUACACACUUACUGGAGGUUUUGACUUUGUGGAUUUCCUUCGACCGUUGAGUCACAGACCAGUGACCUGUUUUUCCUUUUUUCUUAGAAUCACCGUGUCUUGAGUUUUUUUUUGGUUUCACUUCCUCUUGCUCCAUUUAUUUUGUUCGCGGUUGUUGGACAUGUCGGGGAACCUGUGGAUGCUCGUGUUGUGUCUGUGCGUCUCCUGGGCCGAGGCUCGUAUUUGGGCCUGGAUGCUCAACAUGCCUCAGAGCCCCCCCAAAGACGGAGCACUGAGAGAAGGCCCUCACGUCUCCAAACCAACCAUGGCUCUGUGCGACCAGGACAGGACUUGUGGGCGGGGCUUUUCCUGCGACCGCCACUUCGGUCUGUGCGUCCCUCUGCGAGGAGAGAGCCACUACUGUCGCCGGGACGCUCAGUGUGUCCGGGGCCUCAGCUGCAUGUUCGGCAAGUGUCACCGCAGCAUUCCCAACGGACAAGAAGGUGCCAGAUGUAAAGUGGACAGGGAUUGUGGGGCGUCCAUGUGCUGCGCCCGCCACCACGGGGAGCAGGUGUGCAAGAGGCGUCUGAUUCGUGGAGAGAGCUGCUACGUGCCGGACGGCGGCCUGGCGUUCAGCAUCAACCAGAUCUGUCCGUGUGAUGAGGGGCUGCUGUGUCGGGACAACAGUGCACCACACAGGAGAGAGAGGGAUUUCAUUUACCAGCCAGAACGAACCAGUUGGACCUGUCAAGUUCCCAAAACCUGAGAGCGGCCUCAUCCAGUUAUUUAUUAUGUACAUAUGUUGUAUAUGAUUGUAUAUAAAGAAAUGUUUAUGUUUCCAAAUAUGUUUUUAGAGCAAGACUGUUUUUUUCAUUUUGCUAAUUCUGCCUAAAGCACUACUGUAGCAGAGCUCAACAAAGCCUCAUCGACCUCCUCGUGCGUUUAGUGAUCUGUGAGUUUGUCUGAUCAUGUUUAUCUCCGUCAGCUUAAAGAAUAAAAAUCUCUUUUUCAA